CACCCACUCACUGACACACCCACCUUUGGGGCCGUCAAAGGAAGAGCUGAACAAGACUCGAACCGUGGACUAAGAUACAACAUUUCAUUCGCUAAGAGAUGAUCAGAAAUGCACCCACAAACACACAGCGACCGCGGGGAUGGUUGACGAAAGAAGGCAUGUUUACGGUUAUACGCGCAUCAAAAUAAAAAAUAUUCUUGACAGCGACCCUUCAAACCUCGGGGUCAAUUCGCGCGAGACUCUCCCCUCAUCUUCCCCCCACGCAGACUCCAUUGUCGUCCCACUUCUAUGGAGGGGUAGCUGGCAUUACUGCUCUUCUGGGCCCUCAGAAUGAGACAAAACGAGAACAGCUCCCAGCUGAAGGCCAUCUGCAACACCGCCACAGAAACACAAUCGCUUCACCUACCAUGCAAAUAACACGCUGUGGUAUCCACGGAUUCCACGAGGUGCUCGGAAUCGACGCCGACGAGAUUCGCUUCUAUUGGGCCAUCGAUUCCGCCGAGCCCAAUGCCUCUCAAAAAGCCUACCGCGUGGUGCUGGCCACCGACGUGACCAGUCUGCGCGACGAUGAUGUCAAUUCCUCCACCUUGGCCUGGGAUUCUGGCUACGUUGAAAGCAACGAGCAGCGAAACAUCAUCUGCAAGCCCGAGAAUGGCUUGCAGUCGACAUGUAGCUACUACUGGCGAGUCACCGUCUGGGAUCAAUCGAAUCGAUCCUUCCACAGUGCCGUCAACCACUUCUUCACAGCUUAUCCCCGCUCCCAUCAGCUGCCUCCCUAUAGCAUGAACCAAACGUACAUGCCCCAUACCGCUCUCAUCUUCCGCACCUGGUUCGAGGAUGAACCCAACCGCUGGAAGGCCGUGUGGAUCGGCGACGGAGGGGACAAACCCAUCUACUUGCGCAAAUCCUUCGAUCUCGCACGGUCGCCGAUACGCGCGAUCCUGUUCGCAUCCGGACUGGGACAUUUUAACAUGAGCGUCAACGGCCAAGCGGCCUCCAAUCACCGUCUCGACCCCGGCUGGACGAACUACCACCGUCGCGUGCAAUUCACCUCCUACGAUGUGACCGCACAGCUGCAGAAGGGCGAGAACGUGUUGGGCGCUCACGUGGGCAACGGGUUCUACGCGGGCGACAAGGGCGACGAUCGCUUCUUCUGGCCGAUGUAUGAGGAUAACACCUAUGUGCGCCACGGAAACGAGCUGUGCUUCUUCAGUGAGCUCCACUUGUUUUACGAGGAUGGAGAGCACACCACAAUGAUCUCCGAUCCCACUUGGCGGGUGAGCAAGAGCGCCACCACUCUCGCCAACAUCUAUGCCUCUGAAAACCACGAUCGUCGUUUGUAUCCGACUGGCUGGGACGCACCCGGAUUCGACGAUGCACAAUGGGCGCCCGCCAAGCCCCUCACCGGACCCCGCGGUCGCAUCUACUACCAGAAUCAACCUCCCGUGGUGCUGCACGAGACCUUCGAGCCGGUCAAGAUCUACAGUCCGCGUCCCGGUGUGGUUUGCUACGACUUGGGGCAGAAUGCGUCUACAAUGGUCAAAGUCGUUGUGGAGGGUGCUGUAGGAUCGGAGGUCAUUGUCCGAUAUAGCGAGACGGUCAAGGAGGACGGCACCGUACUUAUGCCUGACCCCCUGUUCAAGGAAUUUGAGACAGGCGUUUUCUCUCGUAUUUAUCUGGCCGGCACAGGCGCUCCCGAGGAGUGGGAGCCAGAUUUCAGUUUCACGAGCGCGAGGUACAUUCAAGUGGAAGGUGUCUCCUUGGACGGGAAGGAUGGCCUGCCUAAGAUCCUCUCCGUCGUGGGCCGCCACAUCUCCUCUGCCGCGAGACGACUAGGAACAAUGAAGACCGAUAAAGAGGAUGUCAACGCCCUCUUGAAUGCUUGCUACUGGUCUUUCGUUAGUAACCUGUUCAGCUAUCACACCGACUGUCCGCAGAUUGAGAAGUUCGGCUGGCUGGAGGUCACCCACCUGCUGGCCCCGGCCACCCAAUACAUCCGCGACAUGGAGAGCCUGUACACGAAGAUCCUUGACGAUAUCCUCGAAGCACAGGAGCCUGACGGAGAGGUCCCCAACAUGGCUCCUGACACGAGGUAUAUGUGCGGGCCUAUGAGACAUUGUAUAACCUGGGGCGCUGCCUUGUGUCUGCUCCCUGAUAUCCUCCGACAGUACUACGGCUCGACGCAUGUAUACGCGAAGGUCUUCCCCGCGGCCGUGCGCUACAUGGAUUACAUGCGCACCAUGGAGAGGAAAGGUGGACUGAUUCUGCACGGUCUUGGCGACUGGGGACGGGGCAUUGCCCAUGGCAACAACCAGGCCAAUAUUGAGACAGCCUUCUACUACCGCUGCCUGCAGUGCAUGGAGAUGAUGGCUCGCGAGCUGGGCGAGACGCAGAAGGCCGAGGAGUACCAUCAGUGGGCGGCGCGCAUCUACGAGGUUUACAACCGCCACCUGCUAAUCACGAACGACCCCUCCCGCCCGUACGCCUACUACACCUCGCUCGAUAACUACCCCGAACGCGACCGGGACGCGAUCGCGCAAGCCAUGGCGCUGCAAUUCGGGAUGGUGCCCGCCGAGCACCGUGCCGACGUCAUGGCCGCCUUUAUGGACGACGUCGCCGACGGACGCAUGCGGUCGGGCGAGAUCGGAUUGCGGUUCCUGUUCAACACGCUAGCCGAUGCCAAGCGGCCGGACCUGGUGCUGCAGAUGGCCCGCCAGGAGGAGCAUCCCUCAUACAUGCGGUUCCUGCGGCGCGGCGAGACCACCUUGCUGGAGUUCUGGCAGGACGCGUGCCGCAGCAAAUGCCACGACAUGUUGGGGACGAUCUACGAGUGGUUCUACGCCGCAGUGUUGGGGUUGAAACCGACCGGAGAGGCGUACCGCACCUUUGUGGUCGACCCGCCCUAUGACUCCGAAUUCAACCACGUGGAGGGUAGCGUGGACUGCCCCUACGGAUUGAUCACCAUUGAUUUCGUGCGCGACGAGCAAGAAGCGGUGACGCUACGUGUGCGCGUGCCGUUUGGAACGACGGCUGUCGUCAACUUGCCCAAGAAUGCAAAGCACUGGGCCUAUCUUCGGGCGGGCGAGGCCAAGCAGACUCUGGAUGGGGAUGAUGUGCGCCUGAGUCACGGCGAGUAUACUGUUUUCGUGCAGCUCUAAAUCAGAUCAAUUGUACAUAGAGGUUAGACUAGUUCAACUGGAG
Messenger RNA from Aspergillus homomorphus CBS 101889, 3201 nucleotides. RefSeq names its product alpha-L-rhamnosidase. Gene Ontology annotation, biological process: carbohydrate metabolic process. The coding region runs from base 408 to 3158 and encodes 916 amino acids. The transcript has a single exon. The record is from RefSeq and is a predicted model, not a curated record. NCBI's taxonomy places the organism in Eukaryota, Fungi, Ascomycota, Eurotiomycetes, Eurotiales, Aspergillaceae.